Molecule: messenger RNA, 866 nt
Organism: Colletotrichum scovillei
Lineage: Eukaryota; Fungi; Ascomycota; Sordariomycetes; Glomerellales; Glomerellaceae
Product: ribosomal L29 protein
Exons: 4
Coding region: 109-486 (125 amino acids)
Biological process (GO): translation; maturation of LSU-rRNA from tricistronic rRNA transcript (SSU-rRNA, 5.8S rRNA, LSU-rRNA)
Cellular component (GO): ribosome; cytosolic large ribosomal subunit
Molecular function (GO): mRNA binding; structural constituent of ribosome
Source: RefSeq, a predicted model, not a curated record
CAACAGCUUUUUGCCAAACUUUCAAAUUUACGAUCGAUCACCUCAGCCUCUCUCACGACGUGUCGAUACUAACCCAGAUAUCCAGCGCCACCCCCCAUAUCAGUCAAGAUGUCGUCCGGAAAGGUCAAGGCCGUCGCCCUUUGGAGCAAGAACAAGGAUGAUUUGACCAAGCAACUUGGUGAGCUCAAGACCGAGCUCGGUCAGCUCCGCAUCCAGAAGAUCGCCUCUUCCGGCAGCAAGCUGAACAAGAUCCACGACAUCCGCAAGUCGAUCGCUCGCGUCCUUACCGUCAUCAACUCCAAGCAACGCGCCCAGCUCCGCCUGUUCUACAAGAACAAGAAGUACGCUCCCCUCGACCUCCGCGCGAAGCAGACCCGUGCCAUCCGCCGGAGAUUGUCCGAGAAGGAGGCCAGCGCUGUCACCGACAAGGCCAAGAAGCGCACCACCCACUUCCCCCAGCGCAAGUUCGCCGUCAAGUCUGCUUAAAUUUAGACCGACCGCUGCUGGGUUAGAUCUGGGGACGAGGAACAAUGAAAAUGGUCACGGAGGCGUAACACGUUUUUGGCACACGGGGAUCCCGAAUUACUCGAUGAUGCAUUGCAUGGUCACGGAGGGAAAUUAAGGGUUUAUUUGCACUUUUAUCAUUUCUCCCCCCAGUGCUGCAAAACACGAAAUGGAUUUCUCUCAAGACGGGUCAAAACAUUGGUCAAGCGAAAAACGAAAAAGGAUGGGCUUCACAAGAAUCCCCCUCUCUUGUUCUUUCCCACCCCUCCUUUCUUGCGUGGUGGGAGGGAGAGGAUUCCCUCGGGUGUGUGUGGUGUGAGGUAGCAUAGAGCUGCCAAAAUGAUGGGGCCCAAAGAUGUCCC